Messenger RNA from Monopterus albus (swamp eel), 4014 nucleotides. RefSeq names its product electrogenic sodium bicarbonate cotransporter 1-like. Gene Ontology annotation, molecular function: monoatomic anion transmembrane transporter activity; sodium:bicarbonate symporter activity; solute:inorganic anion antiporter activity. The transcript is spliced from 26 exons. NCBI's taxonomy places the organism in Eukaryota, Metazoa, Chordata, Actinopteri, Synbranchiformes, Synbranchidae. Gene Ontology annotation, biological process: bicarbonate transport; transmembrane transport; monoatomic anion transport. The coding region runs from base 334 to 3528 and encodes 1064 amino acids. The record is from RefSeq and is a predicted model, not a curated record. Gene Ontology annotation, cellular component: plasma membrane; basolateral plasma membrane.
GGAGAAACUUUCUGACCUCCACCCCCUGGUGGCGUCACGCAGGAGGAGGGAUGGCACUUUAUAUAUGGAAAAAGAAACGCUGCACUCCGAGAGUCUCCACACUUCUAUCGAGCCUCUUCGAGAUGUUACCUAAGUCCAGUACGAUGUGAGGAUCGCGUGUUACGUGUUAAAUUUGGUUUGUAGAUAGCUCAUUCCAGCGAGAUAGCUCCAGCUGCUCGACUUCUUUGUUGUAUGCACGUGAAAAGCGCGACAGCCAGAGAAGAGAAGACAAACACUGACUAGAAGGGCUGCUGGACGCCGGACUGAUCAUCCUUAAAGGCGAAUUUGGUCACCAUGAGUUCCGAAAAGAGCAAAAUGGAGGAUGAAGCGGUGUUGGACAGAGGAGUGUCCUGUGUCAAACACAUCUGUGAUGAUGAAGUGGAAGGUCACCACACUGUGUACAUUGGGGUGCAUGUUCCCAAAAGCUACCAGCGGAGGAGACGCCACAAACGCAAGUCUAGCCACAAAGAGAAGCGGGAACGAGUUGAACAGACCACAGAAGGAUACACAGAUGAAUCCACUGCAAACAUCCUCAAACCUCUCAUUUCUCCAGCUGAGAGGAUCAGGUUUAUUCUGGGAGAGGAGGAUGAUGGCCCCCCACCUCCUCAGCUCUUCACUGAGCUGGAUGAGCUACUGGCAGUGGAUGGGCAGGAGAUGGAGUGGAAGGAGACAGCCAGAUGGAUCAAGUUUGAGGAGAAGGUGGAGACGGGCGGAGAGCGCUGGAGUAAGCCUCAUGUGGCCACACUGUCCUUACACAGUUUAAUGGAACUCAAAUCAUGCAUCGAGAAGGGCACAAUCAUGCUGGACUUGGAGGCCACCACGCUGCCACAGAUCGUCGAGAUGAUCACCGAAAGCCAGAUUGAGACCGGACAGUUGAAGGCAGACCUGAAAGAGAAGGUCACGUAUAUGCUGCUACGGAAACAUCGCCACCAGACCAAGAAGUCUAACUUGCGUUUUGCAGACAUUGAAAAGAGUGUUUCUAGUGCAAGUAGGCUGUUUACCAGCCAAGAAAACGGUAGCCCAACUACUGCCCAUCGAAACCUCACCUCCAACAGCCUGGGUGACUUCUCUGACAAACCAGAGAAGGAUCAGCUGAAAAACAAGUUUAUGAAGAAAUUGCCCCGUGAUGCGGAGGCAUCAAAUGUGCUGGUUGGAGAGGUAGAUUUCCUGGAAAGUCCCUUUGUGGCAUUUGUUCGUCUGCAGCAGGGUGUCAUGCUGGGGGCCCUCACAGAGGUCCCUGUGCCCACAAGGUUUCUCUUUGUGCUGCUGGGCCCUAAAGGUAAAGCAAAGUCCUACCAUGAGAUUGGAAGAGCCAUUGCCACCCUGAUGUCAGAUGAGGUGUUCCAUGAAAUCGCCUACAAAGCGAAGGACAGGCAGGACCUGCUGGCUGGUAUCGAGGAGUUUCUGGAUGAGGUCAUCGUCCUACCCCCAGGUGAAUGGGACCCUGACAUCAGGAUAGAGCCACCCAAGUCUCUGCCAUCUUCAGACAAAAGGAAGAACAUGUACGCUGGAUUAGAGGCACCUCAGAUGAAUGGUGACACGCCCCAUGAUGCAGGACAUGGAGGGGGAGGAGGACACCAGGUUGGAGAGGAACUGCAAAACACCAAAAAGUUUUGUGGAGGUCUUGUCCUGGAUGUCAAGCGGAAGCUGCCAUUUUUUGCCAGUGACUUCUAUGAUGCACUACAUAUCCAGUCUCUGUCUGCCAUCUUGUUCAUCUAUCUGGGCACAGUAACAAAUGCAAUCACAUUUGGAGGUUUACUUGGAGACGCUACCGAGAAUAUGCAGGGAGUGUUGGAAAGUUUCCUGGGCACGGCACUGACAGGGGCAGUGUUCUGUCUGCUGGCUGGUCAGCCUCUGACUAUUCUCAGCAGCACAGGCCCAGUGCUCGUCUUUGAAAGGCUCCUUUUCAACUUCAGCAGAGACAACGGCUUCGACUACCUUGAGUUCCGGCUGUGGAUUGGCCUGUGGUCAGGUAUAUACUGUCUGGUGCUGGUCGCCACAGAUGCCAGCUUCCUAGUACAGUACUUCACCCGGUUCACAGAGGAAGGCUUCUCUGCACUCAUCAGCUUCAUCUUCAUCUAUGAUGCUUUCAAAAAGAUGAUAAAGCUGGGCCACCACAACCCGAUCAACUCUGAAUACGAUCCUGACCUCGUCACUCAGUACAGCUGCCACUGCGUGCCUGGCAACUCAUCAGAGCUUGAUGUCUCUGCCUGGACAAACGGCACUGAUCUGCCAGUGAAUGCCACUUGGGCAUCACUGACCAGGGAGCAGUGUCUGAAAUAUGGAGGGCAGCUGGUCGGAGAGAAUUGUCACUAUGUGCCUGACAUCACCCUGAUGUCCUUCAUCUUGUUCUUUGGGACAUACACCUGUUCAAUGUUCCUAAAGAAGUUCAAGACGAGCCGCUUCUUCCCCACCACAGUGAGGAAGCUCAUCAGUGACUUUGCCAUUGUCUUGACCAUUCUUCUCUUCUGCGGUGUAGACGCCUUUGUCAGUGUGGACACUCCAAAACUCAUAGUGCCAAGUGAAUUCAAGCCCACAAGUCCACAUAGGGGCUGGUUUGUUGCUCCUUUUGGAGGGAACCCUUGGUGGGUGUACCUGGCAGCCGCUCUCCCCGCUCUGCUGGUCACCAUCCUGGUGUUCAUGGACCAGCAGAUCACUGCCGUGAUCGUCAACAGGAAAGAGCACAAACUCAAGAAAGGGGCAGGUUAUCACUUGGAUCUCUUCUGGGUGGCCAUUCUCUUGAUCAUCUGCUCUUUCAUGGGCCUGCCAUGGUACGUGGCCGCCACUGUCAUCUCCAUCGCUCACAUCGACUCUCUGAAAAUGGAGAGCCAGACGUCAGCCCCCGGAGAGCAGCCCAAAUUCCUGGGUGUCAGGGAACAAAGAGUCACUGGCAUCUGUGUGUUCCUCCUGACAGGACUCUCUGUCUUUAUGGCUCCUGUCCUCAAGUUCAUUCCUAUGCCUGUGCUCUAUGGUGUGUUCCUCUACAUGGGCGUGGCAUCACUCAAUGGUGUCCAGUUCAUGGACCGCCUCCAGCUGCUCCUCAUGCCAGGCAAGCACCAGCCAGAUCUAAUAUACCUACGGCACGUCCCCCUCAGACGGAUCCACCUCUUUACCUUCCUCCAGUGCUUGUGUUUGGCCCUUCUCUGGAUCCUCAAGUCUACCGUGGCUGCUAUAAUCUUCCCUGUCAUGAUCUUGGCGUUGGUUGCAGUACGCAAGGCCCUGGACUACGUGUUCUCCCAACAUGACCUCAGCUACCUGGAUGAUGUCAUCCCAGAAAAAGACAAGAAGAAGAAGGAGGAUGAGAAGAAAAAGAAAAGCAAGAAGGGGAGCAUCGACAGCGAUAUUGACUACCCCGACUACCCCUACCAUGACAAUGCCCCCAGUGUAAAAAUCUCUAUGGAUAUGAUGGAGCAGGAGCCCAUGUUGGGGGAUAAAUCCACCCAUAGAGAUGAAUCCCAGACUUUCAUUCACUCACAUUCGCGGUGCUGAGCACCUCUUUGAGUCUCCCACUGUGGCUGAGUAAUCUUGACAGAAGCUCAUGCACAAAAUGUUUGCCUCAAAUUCAAAUAGACCGGGAUUCGGAGAACAACAGUUCUUCUGGAAGAAGGGUCCAGCAACUGAUCUGUGAAUGAAUUGUCCAAAGAUACAGCAGAACCAGCACAACCUAACGAACGCAAGAUCCUCUUUCAUAAGAAAGUACUGCGUAAUAUUGUUAUUUUUUUAAUAUGUGAGGAUCUAAAUCCAAAUUGCUGGAAGUACUUUUGUCUUAAACUUGAAGCACUCUGGUGGUACUGUAUCAUAGUGAAGACUUAGACGAGGAUGGUUUGACUGUUUGUCUGCACGAUUUCUUGCCGAAAACAAAAGGGCUAGUCCGCGUUGUUUUUUUAUUGAACAUUAAGAUAUUAAUGUGCACGCUGAUAAUUUAUAAAGCAUCUAGCUAAAGAUGUAUAGUCAUCAGAGAGAAUACAUAUGGCU